CCCACUGAAGCAUAGGGAAGUCAAAAACCUGUGUGCUUCUUGCUCUAUGUCUGUUCUUGAGUUUCCCACUUAGACCUGUACUAAAGAUGUUGUCACGAAAUCUUUUAAUUGCUUCAGUAGUAUUUGUCUUUCUGGCAACAGCAGUUUCACCUGCUCCAGUUGAAGAUAAAGAACCAGAGGAAAAUGAUUUUGAAGCAGAGGAGGGUGAGGAAGAGCUCUCAGAGGAAGAAGAGGAUGAUGAUGACUCCAAAGGUCAACAUAUGAAGGGAGCUGGAGCCCAGCAAGCCACAAUGGUGCCCAAGGGCCCUGGUGUGACUGUUCUACCUGGCACUUCUCCGGUGGGCGAACCUCCAAAUGGUUACAAAGUCAACGGGGCUGGUGCUGCACACACAAGCCUUGGAUCAUCAAGUGGCUCAGCAACAGCAUCCGGUACUGAUGGAAGUAACGGAAGAGAUUCCCAAGCCUUACCCUCGAAUUCUCAAGUUGCAGUUUUAAGUGUGGCUGGUCACUGGAGCUCAGCAUCAAAAGUCCCUGGUGCAGCUGAUGCUACAUACUCAGACACUGUUUCUCAUGGGUCACCAAGCCAAGUAUCACUGAGCCAUGGGUCAUCAGGCCAUGUGGCUUUAAGCCAUGUGUCAAGUCUGCUGACUUCAGAACAGACAAGUGGUUCCACUUUUGUUUCAUCUGAAGUCCAAUCGCAAACAGAAGAAGCAGCAACUACAGAUGGAGCUACACAUGAAAAUGGUGACAAUGGUGAAAGCCAGACAGCUCACAUUGGAUCUCAGAUUGAAGCACCAGGCUCAGAGUCAGUUUUAGAGAAACCAGAGACUGAGGCCAAUGGUAAUGGGCACAAACAACUCAUUAAUGGAGAAGAGACAGGACACCCAGGCUUGGAUAAUUUCAUGGAGGGCACGACUCAAAUAGACACGACAGGUGGUUUUGAUUCAUUUGCUUCCAAUCUGGAAAUUACAGGAAUUAUAGACCAUUCCAGCCAUGACUUCCUUAUUGGUUUAAUGGGUGGCAUGGGCGACAGCUUUGCUCCAGAUCCAUUCACCGACACUAUAGCAGAUCACAUGGGACUUGCUUUCCACGUAGAGUCAACAGGAGCUGGACUGGAUCCUGAACUGCCAGUCAUUGUCAGCUCAGCUCCACCAGCUCCUCACUCUGAAGGAAAUGGGCCAGUUGCUUCUGCCAGCGAUUUUUCAGUGACCUCUGACAAUGGUGCUCAAUACUAUUCCCCUGGAGAAAUGGCAGAUGGUGCUGAUACCAACGGUGCUGAAUCACCCAGUAUAAACGGGAAUGGCCGUCUCAGACCGGUUACAGACCUCCACAAAGGUGAUCCAUCUGAGAGCAGCAUCCACCUUUAUACAAGUGAACACCACGGACUCAUCACACACACAGGCGUGGCAGAAACCCUGGAUGUUAAGGACCCCACCAUUAGCCCCAUCACAGACAUCCCCUCGGAAGCUGUGGUCACAUCACACGCUGCAGGUGUGGGAAUGCACACGGAUGUGACAGGUGAACCACUGACCAAUGGACACAGACAGAUGGACAUAACAAUCGUGGGUGACUCCAUCUACAGUUCUAGACCUCCAGAUACAUCAGGGUAUGAAAGCACUGGUGUGACUGAAGGAAUCUCAAAUCAUACAGAUUCUGUUCUUGAUACUAGAGCUGGAUUUACAGAUGCCUCACAGACACACAGUAGCAUGGUUCAGACAGAGCUCAUAGUCACAGGGGAUCCAGUCGGAGUCUCCUCACAGACAGAUGCUACGGGAACAGCUGUAGCCGAACCUCAAGGGACUCUCAGGGGUCUAAAUCAACCUGGUGCUACUGAACAGACACAACCAGCUGUUUCAGCAGGUGAACAGUACCACACAUCUGGUCAGGGUCCUGAAGGUGCAGAAAAUGUGGAACUGGAAGAUACCUGCUGACUUUCACAUGAAGCCGCGUGUGAGGUUUCUGCGCUACAGAUUUCAGUGUAUGGACCAGACGAGGACCAGCGACCCCAAGCACUAGCCUUAGCUUUGAUUCACGUGUCACAGUUUUUUAUGUUUAAAUAUUUAAACAUUAAGAUGACACUGUAAUGAACACGUUACUGCACCUGUUUGUUAUUUUAAUCGGCCACACCCUGUUUCAGUUUCUUUAAUUUGAAGGGGAGAGGGACAAAUUUAAUCACAGGGAAAAGUCUGUCCUUUUAACCUCCACGUGUUUAAACACACAGCGUUUCAAAUCUAACUUCUUUUCUCACGUCUUGCUGUAUUUCCAUGCCUAGCUGCAUGAGCAAUAUCCUCUACAUGUGUCAUAUAUUGUACAUUUCUGAAUGUCAUUUGAAAAUCACAUUAAAUUUAACGUCUAUUUUGAA
Hemibagrus wyckioides is the source of this 2362-nucleotide messenger RNA. RefSeq lists its product as uncharacterized. The coding region runs from base 87 to 1931 and encodes 614 amino acids. NCBI's taxonomy places the organism in Eukaryota, Metazoa, Chordata, Actinopteri, Siluriformes, Bagridae. The record is from RefSeq and is a predicted model, not a curated record. The transcript is spliced from 40 exons.